Messenger RNA from Sorex araneus (European shrew), 1032 nucleotides. RefSeq names its product ubiquitin conjugating enzyme E2 L6 (gene UBE2L6). The coding region runs from base 82 to 543 and encodes 153 amino acids. The transcript has 4 exons. Lineage: Eukaryota; Metazoa; Chordata; Mammalia; Eulipotyphla; Soricidae. The record is from RefSeq and is a predicted model, not a curated record.
GACUGGGCGCUCAGGUCGGGCUGCAGGCGACAACAGCUCUGUCUUCCUGGACUUCUCUGGAUCCCCACACUUCGUCCCGAAAUGUCGGCGGCCAAGCGGACGGCGAAGGAGCUGGAGGACCUUCAGCAGGAGCUUCCCCCGUACCUGCGGGACCUGACCUUCGAGCCUAACAACGUGCUGCAGUGGCACGUGCUGCUGUUGCCUGAGCGACAUCCUUAUAGACUCAAGGCCUUCAAGCUGCGCAUCACAUUCCCCCGGGAUUACCCACUGAUGCCCCCCAGUGUGGCAUUCACAACCCCGAUCUACCACCCUGCCGUGGAAGACAGUGGGCAGGUGUGCCUGCCUAUCACCAUCAAUGAAAACUGGAAGCCUCAAUGCCGGAUCUACCAAGUCUUGGAUGCUGUCAACGUACUGGUGAAUCACCCGGAGUUAGGAGAGCCCGUGCAGUUGGCCUUGGCCGAGCAGUUGGCGAAUGACCCGGAGCAGUUCAACAGGCGUGCGGAAGAGCACACCCUCGAGAAUGGUGUGGAGCGGCCCAGCUAAACAGGCCCAGACCCUCUCUGCAUCCACCCCCAUGGACAGGCCGGGGGUCUCUGGUCACGGCUGAGACCCUGAUCAUUGUGUCUGUUUUUCUUACCUUGUGACUGCUCAGUCUGUGUGUGUGUGUGUGUGUGUGUGUGUGUGUGUGUGCAUGUGUAUGUAUGUGUGUGUAUGUGUGUGCGUGCAUUUGUGGUGUGUGGACCCACGUGUCCAGGUUUUCCUGGCCACAGGUGAGCUGCCUUAUCCACUCCCAUCCUCUGCCCCGAGCUGGGAGAUUUAAUUGGAAUUUCCAGGCUUUCUGCUAUGGAAUUCUGGUUUCUCUAGAUGCCGUCGUAGAGACACAGGGCCCUUCCCGAUCAGCUUGCAGGACAUGAGUCCCACAGCCAACUAGAACCUUCCUAUUCCACCCCCCCCCUUCCUGGAGCCCCCCACAUCCUAGAGAGCUGGGGGACAGGAUGGGGGGGGGAGCUGGGAUGCAGGGAGAGGUUGUAA